UAACGAUGUUUAGAGAGACUAGAGAAGAUAAGAUUUAGGUUUUUUAAUUAAUUAAUUAAUUAAUAGUACAAAAAUAAUAUAAAAGGAGAAGAAGAAGAAAAAGUAAAGCCAAGGGAUGACAAAAAGGGGGUGGCGGAUUUGGACUGCCCCGAAAGCAUUUUUUCAGAAAUCCUUGAAAACUGAUAGUACUUCCAAUUCUUUGUUUUUCAGAAAUUUCUUUCUUUUCUUUAAUAAAAACAAAGACAUUUUUCAUGCAUCUCACCUCAGCCCCUAACUAAUUAGCUUUCCCCGCCUGCCUCUUCUCGUCUCUUCGUCUUCUCUCUUACUUCUUUCUCUUUUUUAUGCAGAGUAUAUGCAAACUCUCUGUCUAUAUAUGUUCUUAAAAAAAAAAAAGUAGAAUCAAUUUUUUUGAUUUUUUUUUUCAAAAUUUACUUUUUACCCAAUUUUAUGGUGGGCAAGUAGAGUCUAAAAUUUUCACUUAAAUUGUGCUGGAUUUUUUUGUUAUUCGUGAAAUAGAUAGAUAGGGAUAGAAAGCAAAACAAGAGAGAGAGAGAGAGAGAGAGAGAGAGAGAGAGAGAGAGAAAUGGAGAGUUUCUUGUGAAAGAGGGGAUCUGAUCUUUCCUUUUCGCGUUGAAUUCUCUUUCUCCUCCUCAUCCUUUAUAAUGCCCACUUUUGUUUGUGUUUAUUUUUUAUUUUUUAUUUAUUUUGUGUGAAGAGAAGGCAGAUAGAGAAAAAAUAUAAAUAAAAACGGGGAAAAACCCGAAGAUAGGUAUAGAUCACUUAAAGCUAAGAAGGUUAUAAGCUCUCUAUUGUUCUGUCUAAGGCUCUCAGCUAUUGCUUUCUUUCAUAGUUUUGUUUUGCUGUAAAAAGCUUUCAUUUGGUUGUUCAUUUCACUUUGUCUAUUUCCAUAGCCUUUUCCUCCCCCUUCCCUUCUUUCUUUUUUAGAUAAUAAAAACUUAAAACGAAUUAAAGUAUAGGCACGAAGGAGAAGAAGAAGAAAACAGGGAAAUAAAUGAGAGCAGGAUUAAGCACGAUCCAACAGACCCUGACGCCGGAGGCGGCCAGCGUGUUGAACCAUUCGAUAGCUGAAGCAAGCCGAAGGAAUCACGGCCAAACGACGCCGCUCCAUGUGGCGGCAACGCUUCUUGCAUCUCCCACCGGAUACCUUCGCCAAGCAUGUAUCAAAUCGCACCCUAAUUCUUCUCAUCCGUUGCAGUGUCGAGCUUUAGAGCUUUGCUUCAGCGUGGCGUUGGAACGUCUCCCCACUUCUCAAAACGCCAAUAGUAGCAGCCCGGGGCUCGACCCGCCAAUUUCCAACGCCUUGAUGGCUGCUCUUAAACGUGCUCAAGCCCACCAACGCCGUGGAUGUCCCGAGCAACAACAGCAACCGCUUUUGGCUGUUAAAGUGGAAUUGGAGCAGUUAAUUAUAUCGAUUCUUGAUGAUCCAAGUGUUAGUAGAGUCAUGCGUGAAGCUAGUUUUUCGAGUCCAGCAGUUAAAGCAACCAUUGAACAAUCAUUGAACUCAACGACUUCAAACUCUUCUAAUACAGCCGGUUCAAUCGGAUUGGGAUUGAGACCAGUCGUAACUGCUGCUUCCACGGUUGCCGCGCCUUCAACCAAUCGGAAUUUGUAUUUGAAUCCGAGGUUACAGCAAGGGGCAGCCACGCAGGCCGGGCAGCAUAGGAGUGAAGAAAUGAAACGGGUGAUUGAUAUUCUGAUGAGGAGUAAGAGGAGGAACCCGGUUUUGGUGGGUGAAGCGGAACCAGAAUUGGUUGUUAAGGAGAUUUUGAGGAGGAUUGAGAGUAAGGAAAUUGAUGGGGUUUUGAGAAAUGUUGAGGUGGUACGUUUGGAGAAAGAUUUCGCAUUGGAUAAAAUCCAAAUGGUUGCAAAAAUUAAGGAGUUGGGUACUCAAGUUGGAGCAAAGAUUGGGAAUUUGGAUUGUGGAGGGGUGAUUCUUGAUUUGGGUGACUUAAAAUGGUUAGUGGAGAAUAACCAGCUGGUGGGUCUUGCUAGUGGGGUUCAACAGCAGCAGCAGAUGGUAUCUGAAGCGGCGCGUGCUGCGGUGGCAGAGAUGGGGAAAUUGUUGGGGAGGUUUGGAGAAGGGAGUGGGAGAGUUUGGUUGAUUGGAACUGCUACUUAUGAAACUUAUUUGAGAUGUCAAGUUCAUCAUCCUUCAAUGGAGAAUGAUUGGGAUCUGCAUGUUCUUCCUAUUGCUGCUAGACCCUUGCUGGGAAUUUUUCCCUGGCUUGGGAGCAAUGGGAUACUUAGCAGCUCUGUUGAGUCCCUGUCCCCAUUGAAGGGAUUUGCAACUACAGCUGCUCGACCUAGGCAAUUCUCUGAGAACUUGGACCCUGCUCAAAAAACAGGCUGUUGCCCACAGUGCUUGCAGAAUUAUGAACAAGAGCUUGCAAAACUUUUAGCAGCCAAGGAGUUUGAGAAAACCUCCUCUGAUAUUAAAUCAGAGUCAAAUCGGUCAGCUUUGCCUCAGUGGUUGCAGAAUGCUAAGGCCCAUGAUGAUGAUGCCAAAACAGUAGAUCAGACGCAGACUAAGGAUCAAGAGAUGAUCUGGAAGCUGAAGACUCAAGAAUUGCAGAAGAAAUGGAAUGAUACAUGCUUGCGUGUCCAUCCAAAUUUUCAUCAGCCCAGUCUAGGCUCUGAGAGAUUCUCUCCUGCAGCUCUCUCAAUGACAAGCUUGUACAAUUCAAGCCUGCUAGGGCGCCAACCUAUCCAACCCAAAUUACCACUGAACAGGAACAUUGGGGAGACACUGCAACUGAAUCCAAAUCCAGUAGCUAGCCAACUGAUGGAACAGACAAGUAGCCCACCAGGAAGCCCUGUAAGGACAGACCUUGUUCUUGGGCGACCAAAGAUCACUGAGAACACACCUGAAACAACCCAUAAAGAGCGUGUGAGGGACUUUAUGGGCUGCAUACCUUCUGAACCACAGAACAAGUUCGAGGAUUUGCAAAGCAACAAACUGUUAAACACGUUAGAUGCUGACUCAUUCAAGAAACUCCUUAAAGGUCUAAUAGAGAAGGUGUGGUGGCAACAGGAUGCAGCAUCUGCAGUGGCCACAACAGUGACACGCUGUAAAUUAGGCAAUGGAAAACGUCGGGGAGCUGGUUCAAAGGGUGACAUUUGGUUAUUGUUUACUGGCCCUGACAGGGUUGGCAAGAAGAAGAUGGCAUUGGCCCUCUCAGAUCAAGUAUGUGGGACUCAUCCAGUAGUGAUAUGUCUUGGUUCAAGACGUGAUGAUCCGGAAUCUGAUGUGAGUUUCCGUGGUAAAACAGUGCUGGAUAGAAUAGCGGAGGCAGUUAGGAGGAACCCCUUCUCAGUGGUAAUGCUUGAAGAUAUUGAUGAAGCAGAUAUACUAGUUCGAGGCAGCAUAAAACGAGCAAUGGAGAGAGGUCGACUUGCUGAUUCUCAUGGUCGUGAGAUCAGUCUAGGAAAUGUUAUUUUAAUUCUCACUGCCAAAUGGUCGCCAGAUAACCUUAAAUUCUUAUCAAAUGGUAUUUCCCUGGAUGAAAAGAAGCUUACCAGUUUAGCAAGCGGAGGUUGGCAAUUAAGGUUAUCCCUUUCUGAGAAAACUGCAAAGCGCAGAGCCAGUUGGCUACAUGAGGAGGAUAGAGCAACAAAGCCAAGGAAGGAAACUGGUUCACCACUGUCGUUUGACCUUAAUGAGGCUGCUGAUGUGGAGGUUGAUAAAGCUGAUGGAUCACGCAAUUCCAGCGAUCUCACAGUUGAUCAUGAAGAACAUGCCCUCACAAAUAGGCGAUUAUCCAACUCAACAUCAUCAUCAGUAUCUUGUGAGCUGCUAAAUUCUGUCGAUGAAGCCAUUGUCUUUAAACCUGUUGAUUUUGGUCCCAUUAGACGUGAUAUAGCAAACUCCAUAACAAAAAAGUUUUGCAGCAUUAUUGGCGACAAGGUAGCGAUUGAGAUCCUAGAUGAAGCUCUGGAAAAGAUUACAAGUGGGGUAUGGAUAGGCCAAACAGGAUUAGAAGAAUGGACAGAGAAAGCAUUGGUUCCAAGCUUGCAACAGCUGAAAACACGAUUGCCCACGUCAGAUGAGUCUCUAGUCUUUCGACUUGAACUUGAUGGUGAGUCCUGUAACCGAAGCCAUGGAGAUUGGCUGCCCUGUAGUGUGAAGGUGGCUGUUGAUGGGUUGUGAUGGUGAGGAUCAUGAUUAAAUAUUUUGCUAGUUCCUAGCUCAAAAAUUCAGUGAGGGUAAUGAACGAAAGGGAUACAAUUGGUAUUUCGUAUUUGCGUUGGAUAGAGAUGUAAAUAUAGUCAACUGUUCUUGGCGGGCCGCGAAGACGGUUGAGAGAGGUAAGGAGUUGAAAGCAGUUAGAAGAGGGAGACGUUGAUAGAUUAACGGUACGUUUAUUUAGUAGCCAGACUGACAAUGUCUCCGCCCUUUUUAUUAUUUUAUUAUUAUUUGAUUUCUUCUUGCUUUUUUUUUUCCUCGUUAAAAAAUUUUAUAUAGUAUUUUAUUUUGUUAUAGACAUGGGACGAUCAUUACCUAAUAUAAGAGGCGUUCCUUUUUUCUCCACAU
Messenger RNA from Durio zibethinus, 4552 nucleotides. Its product is annotated as protein SUPPRESSOR OF MAX2 1A-like. Lineage: Eukaryota; Viridiplantae; Streptophyta; Magnoliopsida; Malvales; Malvaceae. Gene Ontology annotation, molecular function: ATP binding; ATP hydrolysis activity. The record is from RefSeq and is a predicted model, not a curated record.